This is a messenger RNA of Auanema sp. JU1783, 3231 nucleotides long. NCBI's taxonomy places the organism in Eukaryota, Metazoa, Nematoda, Chromadorea, Rhabditida, Rhabditidae. The record is from the annotation of a GenBank genome assembly.
AUGUCCCUGGAAGCUGAAGCUUCUCAUGCUUCCAAAGUCAGAUCAGGAACAACUGAAGAUUCAAAAACGGUGCAACCAGUAUUGGACAUUUCCUUGGAUGAUGUUUUCGCAGGAACAUCCGGCGGGCAGUCAAAGAAACAGUCCAUCGACUUCGACAAGUACAUCCAAAGAGGGCGUGAACUUAAAGAAUCAUCUACAGGAGGAUUCAAUACUACUGUCAGAAAUGUGGAUGCUGUCGAUGUAUGUCCCCGAAAAUCGUCACUACCAGAUGCCAAUAUUACUAUGGAAGAGUUAUUCGAUGAAAUCAAAACUCAACCAGUGAUUCCUCAUGUCAAAAAUUUUCAUGGGAAACUCGAUUCUGUCAAUUCAGAAAAAAGAGAAAAAUUAUUUGAAUCAGACAAUUCGAUAGAUGAUAUUUGCUUAAAUCGACAAGAGUCUCUUCCAACUCCUCCCAACUCCUUGUGCGAUUCAUCGGAGGAACUGUUCAUUGAUUCGAGUUUACCUGUGGAAGAGAAGGACUCAGAUGCUGUUUCGGAUGAUGAUGAUGAAAACACAGAUCAUCGAACACGUUCAAGAUCUGUGACCUCAAUGAAUGGGAAGAAAGUUUUCACUGUAACAUUCCCUGGACAGACAGAUGAUGUAGAAGAAGCAGAACCUAGUAUUCUAUCUGGACCUCGGCCCGAAGCAACAAGGAAAAUCCGAAAACCGACCCCGAACAUUGAAAGAACAAGUGUAUUUGACAUCUUCAACAUCAUUUCUGGAGAUAACGCUGAAGAGGAGAAAAAUUUGAAAGAGUCGAAUGAUUCCGAUGACACAUCUUCUGCUUCAUCAUCCUUUAUACAAAUGGAGAGACGCCCUAUAAUACCUAGGAUUCAUUCCACUUCUCUGACAGUAUCUCUGGAUGAUUUAGGCAGAAGUGAACACGAAAAUAGUCAUAUAAUUACAUCCCAAGCUUACGAACUACCAGAAGGGUUCCCAACUGCGGUCCCUUCACGCAGAGCUUCAAGAUACUCUGUUCGAACAGACGAAUUGGAUGAAAAUAUUUCAUGUCAUAACUAUGUUCGCACCAAGACAAGAACUCAUAACAGUGACUUUUCUGAUUUCUAUAACGAUCUCAAAUCACCUCCUCGUACGCCAAUAAAAUUGAAAAGAAGAAGCAUCGAUUUCUAUUAUGAAGAGCCUAUGGAAAUGCCAGUUGAAGAAGAAGUUGAUGUUCAAGAUUUUGUUGAUGAAAUUCUAAACCAAUCCUUAGAUGAAGCAGCUUUCUUAGCGACAUCUAAGCACAUGUCGUUCAAAAAAGAAGUUCCACGUUCAACUGACACUUCUAUCGAUCGUAAACAAUCAGAAGCUGACUCUCAAAUAUUCUCCGAUAUGGCUUUUAGUUCCAUAUCAGCAAAUUCUGAACAUAUGACUGACCAUGUUUUUGUUUCCUCCACAAAUAGAAAUUCGCUGUAUGAAGCGAUCUUAACGUGUCCUGAAACUGACAACGUUCCCUUGUCACCUACCUCAUAUCCGAGAGAAGAACAGAAAAUGGAAACCAUCGAUAUGAAUAUCGAUUUGGCUCAGAAAACGUUUAUAAGUGAAGCUUCUGUUGUUUUGAAGGAAAAUCAAUCCGAAGAUUAUAUAGUUCGGCUGCUAUUCCCAGAAAAGCCAGAAGAAACAAUAAUUGUUCAAGAAGACUACGAAGAAAGUGAUGAUCAAUCAAAGAAUACAACGAAUGUGACGUCAAACAUUAAGCAUAUCAUAGAAAAGAUGGCUCCUCAACAGAAAGAUGAUGAAUAUUUAGAAGUUGAAGUUAAUUCAGAAUACUUCAUCAUUCAUGGAAAGUACUCCAUGAUAAUACAUAAGACAGAACCAUUGGGAGAAAUGUUGUCUAAGAUUCAAACAAGCAGUUUAGACUUUACGGUGACUCCGAAACUUCGUAAAAUACUUAGACAAUGCUUGCAUAACAAAAUAUCCGGAAACAAUGGAACUGAUAUCUCCUCUCGUGCUUUUCACAUGUUAAACAGGGCAGAUCCAGCUUAUGACAAUUUGAACAAAAUGGCGUUGAAUCGCUUCACUGAAAACAAUCGCAGUGGAAAUAUCAACUUCUGCACAGCUGAGAACAUGGUAUGCCGUCCGCUCUUACAGCAUCGGAUACGAGAAAAUUUGAACAUCGUGGAAGAACACCUGUUUCAUUACGCGCCAGGAGGAGGAUACGAUGAUGUAAAAGAAACCAUACUUGGUUAUCUCAAAAAGUUCAUGAGAGGAACUCAUGUCCAAAAAAGAGAUUUAACUCUUGUCGGAUCAGGCAAUACUUGUUACGAUCUAAUCUGUCAUUGCCUGUAUGAAAGCGAAGAUGUUAUUCUUACGAAUACACCAUCCUAUGCCAGAUUAUUCCUUGAUUGUUCUGAGAGAGCUGGUUGUCGAGUUGAAGCAGUUCCGAUGGAUUUGAACAAGUUAGAAAUUGAUCUUCAAGCUUUUGAAAAAGUUUUAAACGAGCAAAGAGAACAGGGGAAUACAGUCAAGGGGAUCGUUUUGAUUAAUCCAAAUAAUCCGCUAGGAAUAACAUUCCCAAAAUCACAAGUGUUAGCAUUAGGAGAUUGGGCAUCGGGUAACGAUCUCAGUCUAAUAGUCGAUGAAUCUUUCUCCAACUCCAAUUACGGAGACGGGGAAAGUGAAUCUUUCCUGUCUUAUCAGCAUGAACUGAAAAACCCUUCAAAAGCUGUUUGGUUUUGGAGCUUGUCGAAGGAUUUUGGUUUACCGGGUGUUAAGAUAGCCACUCUCCACACUCCGAACCCAUCGUUGAAUGAAGCAAUAUCAGCGUUAGAACUGAUUUAUCCAGUGUCCGCUCUGGCUCAGGAUUUCGCAUCUAAUCUAUUAUCAGAUUAUGAUUGGGCUGAACAAUUCCAUAAAACAAAGAAUUACCGAAUCGGUAAGCAUUACGAAUUUGUUGCUGCGAAUUUGAGAGCUCUCAAUCUUGAUUUCAUCACAGCCACCUCAGGGUUCUACGUCCUUGUCGAUUUCAGACAGAAAAUGAAAAGCCGCACUUUUGAAGAAGAAGACAAAGUUUGGCACUUACUGAUAGCUAAUGGAGUUUUCAUGACAAGAGGGAAGGAUAUGAGAUGCGCUCAACCAGGUUGGAUGCGUCUCGUUUUCGGUUGUGACAAAGAUCAAGUUGAAGAAGGAAUCCGAAGAUUACACAAGAUGUUCGGAAGUACUGCCAAUGUAAUUGGUUCAAUUAACUAUUAG